AUGUCGUAUUACCUGUCCAACAUCCUCACAAACACAACAUCCAAGUACAACACACUCCGGCGCAACCUCCUAUCCGACGAAGUCGACGGCGACACCGAAGACGACUCUCACCUAUGUCGAGCACUGCGCGCAUACUACACUGAGCAGAACAAAGCCUUUCCACCUUGGCUGCCCAACGACCCCAAGCGCUCAGCCUCUGUGCAGACAACAGCAUCCUUCACAUCCAGCCUGCGACAACCGUCAUCACAACAAACACCUACAAUCAAUGCUCCUCAAGGAGGUGGAAGAGGCGGUCUGAGUGAUCUUUGGGAUACCCCUGGCCAAAAACAGCCGUCACCACAGCCUCAGUCACUGAGAGUGAGAGCACAAGAUCGCAGUGGGUCCUUCCAAGGACGGUCCCAGGGAGGGGACAGCUUGGCGGCACCACGACCAUUGCCCAGUCAAAGAGCAGGGAGCUAUCAGAGUACUAUCGCUCAACAGCAGCAAGGAAGCGACCCUUCACCACCGGCCAGCAGUGGAGGCACGGCGCAGGAGAGACUCAAGGCCAGAUUGUGGGGAGCUGCUAGAGUCAACAGCGCGGCAAAUGUAGCAUCGGCGGCCGGAGCAUCAUCUGGAGGAGCAUCACCAGCAGGGUCUGGUCGCUUUGCCAGAGGUUGA
This is a messenger RNA of Aureobasidium melanogenum CBS 110374, 657 nucleotides long. RefSeq lists its product as uncharacterized. NCBI's taxonomy places the organism in Eukaryota, Fungi, Ascomycota, Dothideomycetes, Dothideales, Saccotheciaceae. The transcript has a single exon. The coding region runs from base 1 to 657 and encodes 218 amino acids. The record is from RefSeq and is a predicted model, not a curated record.